This is a messenger RNA of Penicillium macrosclerotiorum, 1587 nucleotides long. It is a transcript of the gene erg5, whose product is annotated as C-22 sterol desaturase erg5. Gene Ontology annotation, molecular function: oxidoreductase activity, acting on paired donors, with incorporation or reduction of molecular oxygen; heme binding; monooxygenase activity. The transcript is spliced from 4 exons. Gene Ontology annotation, biological process: sterol metabolic process. Lineage: Eukaryota; Fungi; Ascomycota; Eurotiomycetes; Eurotiales; Aspergillaceae. Bases 1 to 1587 code for a protein of 528 amino acids. The record is from RefSeq and is a predicted model, not a curated record.
AUGUCUGGGAGUUUUGUCUCGCCGUCGGCCGAUGCGACGGUCUCGCCGCAACUUUUCGCGCCGGCCGGUCUCGUCGCCUCCGUGCUCGAUGGCUUCACUGUCUGGAAGCUGAUCCUCACUCUGUUCAUUGCCGCCGUCAUCUACGAUCAAUUCAAAUACCACUACCUCAAAGGCUCGAUCGUCGGUCCAGCAUACAAGAUCCCAUUCAUGGGCCCUUUCUUGCAGUCUGUCAACCCCAAGUUUACCGAGUACAAGGCGAAAUGGGACAGCGGCGAGCUGAGCUGUGUUUCCGUCUUCCACAAGUUCGUUGUGAUCGCCUCGACCCGUGACAUGUCCCGCAAGAUCUUCAACUCGCCCGCCUACGUGAAGCCCUGUGUGGUGGAUGCCGCCCACAAGUUGCUCGGCAAGACCAACUGGGUCUUCCUCGAUGGCAAGGCGCACGUCGAAUACCGCAAGGGUCUCAAUGGCCUGUUCACCCGCCAGGCCCUGUCCUGCUACCUGCCCCGCCUGGAGGAGGUCUUUGACGAGUACUUCAAGCGUUUCCUGGAGAAGUCCGCCGCCACUAAGCACACUCCGACCCCCUGGAUGCCCGACUUCCGUGAGCUGAUGACCGCUAUGUCAUGCCGCACCUUUGUUGGCUAUUACAUGUCCGACGAGGCCGUCCAGAAGGUCGCCGAUGACUACUAUCUGAUCACCGCUGCUCUGGAGCUUGUUAACUUCCCCAUCAUCCUGCCCUUCACCAAGACCUGGUACGGCAAGAAGGCUGCCGACAUGGUCCUCGAAGAGUUCUCCAAGUGUACCGCCAAGUCGAAGGCCCGUAUGGCUGCUGGUGGUGAGAUUUCGUGUAUCAUGGACGCCUGGGUCAAGGCUCAGCAGGACUCUGCCAAGUAUCGCGAGAAGAUUGCCCAGGGUAUUCCGGUUGACGCCUCCGAGAAGCCAGCUCAGGUCCUGCGUGACUUCACCGACUACGAGAUUGCCCAGACCGUGUUUACCUUCCUGUUCGCUUCCCAGGAUGCCACCAGCGCCGCUUCUACCUGGCUGUUCCAGCUGAUGGCCGACCGUCCCGAGGUUUUGGAUAAGGUCCGUGAGGAGAACUUGGCUGUCCGCAACGGCGACCGCUCGGUCCCGAUCUCCAUGGACCUCCUCGAGCAGCUCACCUAUACCCGCGCUGUCGUCAAGGAGACUCUCCGUUAUCGUCCCCCCGUCAUCAUGGUGCCCUACCUGGUCAAGAAGGAUUUCCCCAUCACCGACAAGAUCACCGUCUCUAAGGGUUCCAUGAUCAUCCCCUCGGUCUGGCCCGCCACCCAUGACGAGGAGGCAUACCCCAACGCUGACUCGUUCGACCCCGACCGCUGGAUCACCGGUGAUGCUGAACAGCAAACCAAGAACUGGCUGGUCUUUGGCACAGGUCCCCACUACUGCCUGGGUCAGACCUAUGCCCAGCUGGCCCUGAUGGCCAUGAUUGGCAAGGCCAGUAUGGAGAUGGACUGGGAGCACACUCCUACUCCCCUCUCCGAGGACAUCAAGGUGUUCGCCACGAUCUUCCCCCAGGAUGACUGCCUGCUCACCUUCCGCCCUCGCGCCUAA